AUGGUGUCCCAAAAGGCUGUGGCUGCCCUGCUGGUGGUGCACGUGGCUGCCAUGCUCGCCUCCCAGAUGGAAGCCUUUGUUCCUAUCUUCACCUACAGCGAAAUCCGGAGGAUGCAGGAAAGGGAGCGGAACAAUGGGCAAAAGAAAUUGCUGAGUGUGCAGCAGAGGUCUGAGAAGGCGAGGUCUCUGGACCCGGCAGAGUCCAUGCAGGAAGAAGAAAGCAAAGUUAUCAAGCUGACUGCUCCUGUGGAAAUUGGAAUGAGGAUGGACUCCAGGCAGCUGGAAAAGUACCAGGCCGCCCUGGAAGGGCUGCUGAGUGAGAUGCUGCUGUCUACCCAAAUGGUAUGGGGGUGGGGUGUCCUCUGCCCACCCUGGUAUUGAUAUUCGAGGAGCGCCAUCUGAGCAGGGUUUAGGGACAGCGAUUUGUUUUUCUGC
Loxodonta africana (African savanna elephant) is the source of this 435-nucleotide messenger RNA. RefSeq names its product motilin (gene MLN). Lineage: Eukaryota; Metazoa; Chordata; Mammalia; Proboscidea; Elephantidae. The transcript is spliced from 3 exons. Gene Ontology annotation, molecular function: motilin receptor binding; hormone activity. The record is from RefSeq and is a predicted model, not a curated record. Gene Ontology annotation, cellular component: extracellular region. The coding region runs from base 1 to 381 and encodes 126 amino acids.